CCCGGUUGACACAGUGCAGUACAGUACACGCAGAGAGCUACCGCACCGCAGCCAAGAGGCGCCGAGGGAGACGGUGCUGAAAGAAACAUUGGAAACACAACUUCUCAAACAGCGAGAGAGCGGUGCAUUUAUUUGGGGGGGAGGUGGGGUGGGGGAGGGCUCAAGAAGAUGACUCUGAACACACAGAGAGACAGCAAGGAGACACUACGAAGAAGGGCCAGUACCCCGCUCCCUGCUUCACACCAAGCCGGACCCGGAGACCGCAAAACGACCUCCGACCCACAGCACCCCGCACUCGGGCAUUCCGCCUCCUAUCACCCAGGGGACAAAACAAUCCGGAGUCGGGCCAGCUGGUCAUCCGAUUCCGAGGAUUCCGACAGCUCCGGAGCGGACUCUUUGUACCGGGUUGUCUUGCUGGGGGACCCCGGCGUGGGGAAGUCGAGCCUGGCUAACAUCUACGCGGGGACACAGGAGAAGGAUGCUAAUGAACAUCGUGGAGAGGAGUCCUAUGAACGAACGCUAACAGUAGACGGGGAGGAGACGACUCUGAUUGUGAUGGACACGUGGGAAACUGAAAAGCAGGAGCAGGCUGAGAAUUGGGUUCAGGAUUACUGCAUGCAGGUUGGCAAUGCGUACGUCAUCGUGUACUCCAUCACAGACCGGGCGAGCUUCGAGAGCGCGUCCGAGCUGAGGAUCCAGCUGCGCAGGGCGAGGCAAGCCGAAAACAUCCCCAUCAUACUGGUGGGGAAUAAAAGUGACCUGGUCCGCUGCCGAGAGGUGUCUGUGGAAGAGGGCCGGGGCUGCGCUGUGGUGUUCGACUGCAAGUUCAUCGAGACGUCGGCGGCGCUACAUCACAACGUGCAGGAGCUCUUCGAGGGCAUCGUGCGGCAGAUCCGGCUGCGCAGGGACAGCAAGGAGACCAACGAGCGCAGGAUGUCUGUCUACAAGCGCAAGGAGAGCAUCACCAAGAAAGCGCGCAGGUUCCUCGACAGACUGGUAGCGAAAAACAACAAGAAGAUGGCCUUGAAGGUGCGCUCCAAGUCUUGCCAUGACUUGUCCGUUCUUUAAAAACGCAGCGACCCUCUGACUAUGUGAGCGCUGCAGAGACACAGCGGCUCACUUUCAUGGCCUUUUUCUAUUUUUCCAGGAGCAAAACGAUAUUUGGCAGCCUUACGGUUUCGAGGAAAAGAGACUUUUUCUUGAAUUUUUUUUUUUUUUUAACUUUUGUAUUUUAUGGACUCCUUAAAAGCCAUUCCCAUGUGUCACUCUUGUGAACCAGCAGUUUAAUUUCACAGCUACAGCUCGAGUCUCAAUCAGAUCAAGGAAAGACAUCCAAAGCCUGACCUAUGCACAAAUGUCACAAAAUAGUUGCCUUGUCAGGUCAGUGAUUUUGGAUUAGCAGAAACCAUCCACACAGAUUAACCAAACUGAGACAGACAAGUAUUUUACUGUGAGUGUGAUUCUUUUUUUUUUCUUUUCACUUCUAGAGUUACGGGACUGAAAAACUAGAAGCCGCUAAAUAGUUUCUGAUCGGUUUUUCAUCUGCCUUUUCUCUCCAAAUGAAGCAGAAACCUUUAGAAAAAGUCGCAUGGUAUAAUACAGAUCGUAGUGCUGAUCAUUCAUAUGCUAACGUUUUGGUUUAUCAGAUUGUAUGACGCGUUGGCCGCUGCUGCUAAUAGUGUCCGUUCUCCUGCACUGUGCUCAGUCUUCACAAACCUGUCUCUACAAACUUGGGUGUUUGUAUUUGAGUAAAUGAGACACGAGCCGACAAGCAGGCUACUGCACAGUGUUUAUGUCAUGCAAAUAAGGGGGCUUAAUGGGGAGGGGGCUAUUAUGAAAAGCUCUGAUGUGCUCACUGAGUUUAAAAGUAACUGUACAGAAUAGCCUGUGUGCUCCACACAGCCCAUCAGACAGCACGUUAGUCCCUCACUCCUGACUUACCAUCCCAGCAGCUGCUUACAAUCCCUGUUAUAAUGUUCUCUUAGUUUCCCGCGUCACUGUCUUAAAAGCAAUGCACACGGUUGUGUAACAUCCACAAUGCAGCACACCCGUCUGUGUGUCUGUGUGACCGAUGGCCGGCUGAUAAAUGGCAGCUUUAUUUGCAGAGCUUGUGCAGAAGUGAGAUUCUGCUCCCCCCCCCCCUGAUGGCCAGCCUGUUUGCAGGCCUUCCUUGGACACACACCAGCCAGUGCUUUCACUGAGGCGGCUUGUGAAAGGAACGAGCAAUAAAAUGGAUACAAAUGAAAGACAAUUUGUGGAGCUACUACACAUUUUGUAAAUAUAUGAUGUUUUGGGGGGGGGGGGGGGGGUUAUAAUAAAAACUAUUAGUGGCACUUUUUUGCAGUGAAUUUGUCUUUGACUCUGUUAAUAAGAGCACAAGGUUAGUUUGGGAUUUCAAAGGCUUGUUUUUCAUGGGGGUCCUGAACACCGUUAAACACAUAUACUAUUACUCUGAGAAUAACAUAACAUCACACACUAAACCAGCUGGGGUUGUUACCAGGGUUCUGAGAAACCGCACAUUCACGGGCCGAGGUGCCGGGAUAAAUGGGCCUCGUUGCGAGUCAAGCAGAAGGGGUUUGCCUGUGAAAUGUCUGGAUUCUCACAAAGAUGCUGCUGUGACCCCAGGUCUGGAUUCUCACAAAGCAGCUGCUGGGUCCGUCCUUGUUUGUUUGCUUCGUUGUUUUUUCAAACAAUGAAUUAAGAUGCAGUUUAUGCAGAACAGCAAGGAAUGCAAUUACACCGAUGAGAACAUGGUGCUGAAUGUGCCCAGUGACUGUAGCCAUAGCUGCAAACCUCAGCACUCCAGUAUUUGUAUUGGUAAUAUACAUAUAUAUAUAUAUAUCAUUGCCUUGUGUUAUUGCCAUGUAUUAGCCAGCAUGAUAAAUGACACAGUAUCUUAUGACCAGUGUUAAGACUCUACAAGGAACAAGACUAUAGUAUGUUGCUUGACAUCUUCAUGUUCUCAGUUAAAAGUAUUAAUACCAAACAUUUUUUAACAGCUGGCUUUUAUACAACUGUUCUCUUUAAUCAAGGUUGAUAACAAACCAAAAACCUGUGAGGUUUAUGUGGAGUUCCCAGUGUCCUAUAGCUUACAUAAUGAAUUCUACAAUAAUAAUAAUAAUAAUAAUAAUAAUAAUAAUAAUAAUAAUAAUAA
This is a messenger RNA of Acipenser ruthenus (sterlet), 3154 nucleotides long. RefSeq names its product GTP-binding protein REM 1. NCBI's taxonomy places the organism in Eukaryota, Metazoa, Chordata, Actinopteri, Acipenseriformes, Acipenseridae. The transcript has 5 exons. Gene Ontology annotation, molecular function: GTP binding; calcium channel regulator activity; GTPase activity. Gene Ontology annotation, cellular component: plasma membrane. Gene Ontology annotation, biological process: negative regulation of high voltage-gated calcium channel activity. The coding region runs from base 169 to 1068 and encodes 299 amino acids. The record is from RefSeq and is a predicted model, not a curated record.